GACAUAUUGUAGUUUUCGUUCUUAUCCCGAAGAGCUUAGAAUUUCUCCUUCUAAAUUUGGCGGAUGUUUCCGGAGUCCAGAAGUAGCUGUGAUGAGGCACAUUUCGCGCCAAACUUUGAGGUGUUUGACAGCAGACGGACGAUCGCUGAUCACUGAGAGGGAAGGCCGCUGAAAAGCCCAAAGAACGGUUUGUCAAGGAGGUAGACCCAUAUCAUCCGACCAUGGAGAAAUUUGACUACAUCUUCAAAGGUAAUGGAACUCUGGAUUCUACAGAGGCUCGACAGAGGUACUUCCUGACUACAGCUGACAUGGCGGACAUGGAAUAUUCCAUCCCCCCCUGGCAUGGCUUUGGAAUGGGACGACCUAUGAAGUUGUACAAGACUCGGGACCUGGUGAAAAGGGCCGAGCAGAAGCAUGGAAAGGAGGGGUUCUUGGACAAGCUGAAGCAGAGGGAGGCGCGAGAGAAGAAGAGGAAGCUGAAUUAUGAGAAGAAAGAGAAAGAGGAGCAGGCCCGUGAGAGUAAAAAGCAGAGGCUGAUAUCAGGUUGUCCUGACUGGGGCCGACAACAGCUGACUGACUCGGCGAGUGUUGCGGCACUGGCCCAGAAGUGCAGCAAGGAACAACUGCAACAGGUGCUUGUCCUGGCAGCAGACAAGAACCCCCCAGUGAUUGCAUCCCUAAAUGCAGUGAAGGAAGAGGGACUGUUGUCCAUGGAGAACUUCAAGGAACUGCACUCCAAACUGGCAAAGUACUUUGCUUCGAAUGCUGACGAGGCUCUAAAGAAGUCAGCGGAGAAGCACGCCCGGGCAGCGGCCAGCAAGGCUCGACAGACGGAGCUGAACUCCGGCAUCAGCGGCGAAUGGGAGCUGUGCGUCACCUCCAACCAUCCCAGGGUUAAUGGGAUGAAAGGUGAACUGAAGAUUGGUGAUGUUUCGUUCUUUGAUGACUAUGAUGACUACAUCGACUUUGGGAACGGCACUUACUUCGGGUGUCUGGACAGUUUCAAGGCCAAGAGCAGUGUAGAGGACAAGUACAUGCAGAUUGAGACCCGCUGGAAGUUCUGUGGGAGAAGAGUGAAAGGCCUGCUGCGUGUGACAGUCGGGGAGGACGGCAACGGCAAGCAGUUUGUGGAGGGGUCGUUCAAGGCCGGCGCCCAGGAGAGGAACUGGCCGGUCACCCUGCAGUUCACCGGGAACAGAAAGGGGGAGCUUGAUGAUAAUGACGAUGAUGAUGAUAAUGAUGAUGAUGACUACAGCUGCUCUGAGAGUGACUGAUGUGGAAAAAGCAGACUGAUAAAGAAAGUUAUGAGACAUACAACUUUGACAGGCUUUACAAAGUCAAGGUAGAUCAGGCACCAGAGUACUUCUGUGAAAGGCAGCCAGUGCUGUGUGGCACUAGUGUUAACAUUGAAGGCCAUACCGGUACGGGCGGUACCUGUUUUUUAGAGGUUCUAGAUGUGCAACAGCUGGUUUUUGCCAUGACUUGGUACAUUGUAUCUUGUAUUCUUCUGUAAGUUUUAUAUUUCAGUAGAUUUGGAGCUUUUAUUCAGCUUUAACCAUGUCAAGUUUACUGCUCAUUCGAUCCCUUGGUCAUGUUUUAUUAUGUUGUUAUAAUUAACGUUAAAAGUUGGAGUUGACAUUGCAGCUAACCAAAGUCCUGGAGACACCAUGACAUGUUAACUUGUAGUCUUCCUUAUGUUUUUUUAUUCCUGUAGUUUUGUGAAUUUUAUUUCUGAUCAGCAGUAACCAUGUCAAGUUUGCUGUAAGUUUGGUCCUGUCUGUUCGAUUUCUUGAUAUUCUCGGUUUUAGACGUUUUGUAUUGUAACUUAAAAGUUAACUUGGUUUAAAAGUUGGAGUAAGUUGUUGCAGCGAAACAAAGUCCUAUUGGACUUGUCAAGUUUAUUUUUCUACAACAUUGUCCCGGUUGCAAUAUGUUACAAUACAGUAUUAUAUUUACUACACAUAUUUCUACAAUGUACAUCAUAGCUUUAUCUAGUUUAAUAAAACAAAAGACUAGAAAAAAAAAA
Molecule: messenger RNA, 2026 nt
Organism: Branchiostoma floridae (Florida lancelet)
Lineage: Eukaryota; Metazoa; Chordata; Leptocardii; Amphioxiformes; Branchiostomatidae
Exons: 8
Coding region: 222-1274 (350 amino acids)
Source: RefSeq, a predicted model, not a curated record